ACUUUAAAAGAAAAAGGCGAAUGGGUCAGGAUCGUUCCCGAGGAUCCCGAAAGACUCGCACCGACCACCGUGCAGUAAAAUCGGUUUACAGGACGGGUUAGCGAUAGAGUCAAAGCAACAGCAAUGCAGUGAGCUCGUCUUUAUCUGUUUAUAUCAUAGGUCUAUAUACACGAAUAAUAACUUUUUUUAAUCGCGAAUAACUUGCACGUGCAACUAUGUAACUAUGUUGGUUAGAAUAUAUUGAUGUUUUUUUUUUCUUUUUUUUUUUCAUUUUUGUUUUCGCCACCUCAGUAUAGGUUACAAUAUAAGUUAUUUUUCUCUCUAUAUAUUUUCUUUGCGUAUUAUUUUGCUCCAGUACUUUUGUCUUCAUCCAGUCGUGUCAGGAUGCGGCUUUUCCCCCUCCUGCUCAUACUGACCAUUGCAGCGGACAUGUGGGAAGGGGGUGAUGCCAAAUACGGGGAGCAUGGAGAAGCGGCGCCCAGGAGGAGGAGAUGUUACGACGGCAGCCUGCCGAAGCGCCCGAAGAAGCGAGACAACGGCGGCAUGGGUCUGUGUCCAAGGCUGUACCCCCGGCUGUCCUGCUGCCCCUCCAAGAGGUCCGCCUUUCGGAUGCUCCACCGCCGGAAUGGCAUGGUCCUCUCCUCCAACAACACGGACUGCACAAAGCUUUUGGAGGAGCUGCAGUGUGCCCGCUGUUCUCCUCACGCCCAGCUGCUGUAUCACACAGCCAGCCCCGGACGGGCACCACGCGGGCAGCCUCACCUGCCCAUCCUGUGCCAGGAUUACUGCAAACGGCUGUAUUACACCUGCAGGGGACAUAUACCAGAGCUGUUCCAAGCUGACGUGGAUGAGUUUUGCCAGUACUAUGGAACCGGAGGCAACAGCCUGUGCUUUCCGGAUUUCCAUAGAAGACAAACCCGUGGGCCAUCCUCCAACUACUUAGACCUGACGGAUGACUAUGAACAGAAGGAAGAUUUUAACAGGAAACACAAAGACAGCUGUUACUGUGCCAUGGAGGUGGCGGGGGGGCUGCGGCAGCCCGUGGGGGCAGUGCACUGCGGGGACGGCUCCCAGCGGCUCUUCAUCCUCGAGAAGGAAGGUGUUGUCCGCAUCCUCACCCCCAGCAAAGUGCUCAUCAGAGAGCCAUUUCUGGACAUCCACAAGCUGGUGCAGGCGGGCACGAAGGGAGAAGAUGAAAGGGGCCUCCUAAGCCUCGCAUUCCACCCCAAUUACAGGAAAAACGGAAAGCUGUACGUCUCCUACACCAGCAACCAGGAGCGCUGGGCCAUGGGGCCGCACGACCACAUUCUGCGCGUGGUGGAGUACACCGUCUCGAGAAAGGACACCAACCAGGUGGAUGUGCGGACGCAGCGGGUCCUGAUGGAGGUGGCAGAGCUGCACCGGAAGCAUCUUGGAGGGCAGCUGCACUUCGGGGCUGACGGGCUGCUGCACAUAUUCCUGGGCGACGGCUUGAUCACACUGGAUGACAUGGAGGAGAUGGACGGCCUGAGCGACUUCACGGGGGCCGUGCUGCGCGUGGAUGUGAACACAGACUCCUGCCAGGACCCCUACGCCAUCCCUAAGGACAACCCCUACUUCAACAGCACCAACCAGCCACCAGAGAUCUAUGCGCACGGGCUGCGCAGCCCAGGCAGGUGUGCCGUGGACCAGCACCAUGUGAACAGGAGCCUCCUGAUCAUCUGUACAGACUCCAGGGGCAAAAACUCAAGCACAGGGAGGAUCCUGCAGAUUAAAAAGGGGGAAGACUAUGAGCACGUCCCUCCGCUGUUCUAUUUGCCCCCCAGCAGGGCGGCGCCUGUCGGUGGGUUUAUCUACCGAGGCUGCCAGUCAAGGCGACUGUACGGCAGUUACGUCUUUGGCGAUCGCAGCGGGAACCUGCGGAUCCUCCAGAAGGCCUGGAGCGGUCGGAUGUGGCGGGAGAAGCCCCUGUGCCUGGGCGGGGGGCACCCCUGCGGCAGGUCCCUGGUGGGGCAGGUCCUGGGCUUCGGAGAAGAUGAGCUAGGUGAGGUGUACAUCUUAACCACCAGCAAGACUGUGGCUCACUCCCAGAGCGGCAAGCUCUACAAAGUGAUGGACCCAAAGAGGCCGGCGGGCCCCAGGGAGUGCCAGCGGCCAGUGGAGGCCCCCGAGCUGCUGGCGGCCGCCUGCUCCCGGCAGUGCCGCAACGGGGUGUGCACCCCCACCGGGCGCUGCUGCUGCCUGGCAGGCUGGGAGGGGCCCCUCUGCAAGGCGGCAAAAUGCGAGCCCGCAUGCCGAAACGGGGGCAUCUGUGUGGAGCCCAACAAGUGCCUCUGCAAAAGCAGCUUCUCAGGGGCUCACUGCGAAAAGGACGAGCAUGGCGUGGAGAUUAAGGCCAGGGACGGCAUCGUGGAUCGAAUCAUGGACGUCACCUCCUACCUGCUCGACCUGACCAGCUACAUUGUUUAGGCAGAGACCUCUACUAGGAGAUCUCCGGAGCAACGUUCGACACCCUGGGGCAUUUCCUGUGAUAUCAUUGCUUCCAUUUCUCUGACCAAUGAGCUUAGCUAUCCAAAGCGAUCUCAGGCAAUAGCGGGAGGACAAUUAUGUCAUUAAGAUUCUUAAUCAGAAGACCUGGGAUGCAUUGAUGUACCUUGGCUGCCUUGGAAUCUGGAGCUCUACCUCCAUAACCAGAUCUUGGAAUCUGGAGCUCCACCUCCAUAACUAGACCUUGAAAUCUGGAGCCCCAUCUCUAUAACCAGACCUUGAAAUCUGGAGCCCCACCUCCAUAACCAGACUUUGGAAUCUGGAGAUCCACCUCGAUAACCAGACCUUGGCAUCUGGAGAUCCACCUCCAUAACUAGACCUUGAUAUCUGGAGCCCCACCUAAAUAACCAGACCUUGGAAUCUGGAGCCUCUCCUCUGUAACCAGACCUUGGCUUCUGGAGACCCACCUCCAUAACCAGGCCUUGGAAUCUAGAGAUCCACUCCAUAACCAGGCCUUGGAAUCUGGAGAUCCACCUCCAUAACCAGGCUUUUGAAUCUGGAGAUCCACCUCCAUAACCAGACCUUGGAAUCUGGAGAUCCACCUCCAUAACCAGGCCUUGGCUUCUGGAGAUCCACCUCCAUAAGUAGACCUUGAAAUUUGGAGCUCCAUAACCAAGCCUUGGCUUCGGGAGCUCCACUACCAUAACCAGACCUUGGCUUCUGGAGACCCACCUCCAUAACCAGGCCUUGGAAUCUGGAGAUCCACCUCCAUAACCAGGCUUUUGAAUCUGGAGAUCCACCUCCAUAACCAGGCCUUGGCUUCAGGAGCUCCACCUCCAUAACCAGACCUUGGCAUCUGGAGCUCCAACUUGGUUCUUGUAGGACUGAUGCUCCUCCUGGAAUUGAUACACCAUUGCUGCUACUGCUAUGGUGUUUUAACUCUGAUAGAUAGUGUCCUCAUGAGGAGAACACCUGACCUGGUGUAAUUAACAUCCGAAACUCGCAGAGAUCAUCACUGUAAACAAAAGCAUGCAUAUCUCAAAGGAGUCACAGUUGCUUCAGAAAUUCAUUACAGCUGAGAUGAGUAAACUUUUGAACAUUCAACUUUCAGAACCACGGUGCUGGGUGUCUGGCAUAGCCCUGGGAACAAAGAACACCUUCUGACUUGCUGUCUGUCGGACAAAGUUUAAUGGUGGUCAUAGGACACUUGGGUCAAACAUGGGACACUUCCACACAGAACAAAAAUCUCCUUGAAAAACACAAUGAAAACAAAGACACAACAAAAGGAAGCGCGAUGUGUUUUGGAUUAACUCUAACAGUAAAAGGAACCCGGAUGGUGACUGUAAUGGACUGUAAUGGCACUGCACAGAAGAGGACAAAGGCAGAAAUCCACUUGUUUGUUUUGAAUUCUUCUCUGUUAUUCAUUUCCAAGCAAUAUCCUCUAUCACGUCCUGUGGGUUUGCUAAAAAUAGCCUCUACAUUUACAGAGAAAUGCCUUUAAUAAAGAAAGCAGCAAAAAAAAUGUCAUUUUUGUAAUGAGAUCAAUCUGAGAUUUCUGUAAAGUGGAAUUUCUGAGGUUUACAGCUAACAGAAAUGAACAAUGUGUAUUUACUUUGUCUAAGCUGGUGCACCCUGCAGAUAAACACAAGAUGUAUGUGAAAGACGUAGCAGAUAUCAUAUAUCAGACUGUUUGGCUGUUACUGUGACAUGGUGUUAGAAGAAUAUUUAUGCUAUAUUCUAUUACGGUGAAAAUACAAAUCCAGCAUUUCAUGUACUGCUACAGUUUACUGCAGUUCCAAAUAGCAGGUAUAUUGCAUAAAAUUUACCACAAGCCUGAGUAACAUUUUACCGAAUUAAAAUGUCUUCAUUCA
Messenger RNA from Paramormyrops kingsleyae, 4337 nucleotides. RefSeq names its product hedgehog-interacting protein-like. Lineage: Eukaryota; Metazoa; Chordata; Actinopteri; Osteoglossiformes; Mormyridae. The record is from RefSeq and is a predicted model, not a curated record.